This is a messenger RNA of Oppiella nova, 483 nucleotides long. The record is from the annotation of a GenBank genome assembly. Lineage: Eukaryota; Metazoa; Arthropoda; Arachnida; Sarcoptiformes; Oppiidae.
UGGAAAUCAAAACAGAGUUCUGCCGACAGUUUCGACAUCAGAGGUAACGGUGCCGUUGAGGGCGACCUUAUCGUCAAGUUAUCCCCACAACAGAUCCGGACCUAUAUUCUCACCAUUGAUGGCGACCAUCAUCACGAAGCUAAAUGUACGAGUAGCUGGGUGAAAGCAACUCAGAGCACUAUACCUACCAGUGCUUAUGUGGCCGGUUAUGAUGCGGACAAAACACCGCUAACUGUUUGCAGACAUAAAGUCGGUAACGACUUAAUCGCCGGAAAGGCCGACAAAAACAUCGGAUGUGUUGUGACUGAGAGUGGGAAAGAGGUUUACGUUAAAGAGGGCCAGGAGUUUGAGGUACUGGUGGCCCAGAAUGUGGAGUGGGUUCCCAGACAUGGCGAGGACCCCAUCCCAGUGGGGGCGCUGGUGGUCGGCAAUAAGGGACAGCCAAACACCGACACAUAUAUCGGUCGAUGCGAUACACACUCC